AAAAAUGAUCCAAUCGUUUCAAGCAGGUGCUGCCAAUUUAAAUGUCAACUUUGAAGUGGUCCGUGCACAACGAUGUGACUCUCAACUGCCUACGACGACCAAAAAAUGACGCCAAGUGAAGGAGCUAUACAUUUACCAAAUCAUUCAGAAACAAACACGCCUACUGGUGACAAUGCAUCAUCACCAGUCAGUGAAAGUAACGAAAACUUGCCAAGCACUACGGAUUGGCAAAUGGUAGAAGACAAUGUUGGGCUUUUGGAAGAAGGCUCGAUAGCAGUGGGAGAAAGAACAACCAGAGACCGCGGUAGAGGAUGGAGAGGAUUUCUACAGGAAAUAAUAGGUUCCUUCAGAGCAACUUUAACCCCAUACGUCACAGGAGAGCGUUCGGUUCGAGACACCUUAUACCAAUAUCGCUAUUUUAUUGGAUUCUUAGCGAUAUCAUGGAUAACUGGAAUUGUUUUAUGGCACUUUAAGCGACAAGUCUUUGAAGGACUGGAAAACUUAAGUCAUGCUGUCGAAGGAAUGGGAGCAGGUGGCUAUGCUUUGAUUGGCUCCUUGAUCUUCCUCAGCGCCUUUCCCCCGAUGAUUGGAUAUGGCACCUAUCAGACUCUGUCAGGGUUUACGUUUGGCUUCUGGCGAGGAUUUCCAUUAUCGUACUUUGGUGCUUUAGCUGGAAGUGUUACGUGCUUCUACCUAAGUCGCCGAUGGCUCAAGAAAAGAGUUACCAGAAUGAUGUCCAAGUACCCAAGACUUGAAGCAGUUGUGCAUGCGGUGGAAAAGAAAGGCUUCAAGCUCUUUGUCCUAAUCAGACUGGCACCCUACCCAUUCAAUAUUAUGAAUGUGAUGUUCUCCGCCACCAACAUCCCCCUGACUCAUUACGCACUAGGUACAGCGAUAUCCCUUGUCAAGAUAGCUAUUCAUGUUUACAUAGGGGCAACUCUACCCUCAUUUGCAAAGCAUAUCUUGGGAGAAGAUGACGAUGAGCCAACAGAUACUGCUACGGAAGUAUUCAGGUACACAGCAAUGGCGUUGGGCAGUAUUCUAGCCUUUGGAGUUAUGAUCUACGUUUACUUCGUUGCCAAAAGAGCUGUGGAAGAGGUUAUACAGGAAGAUAGCUUAGAAACGACAGGUUUCCUCAAUCCCAAUCCUAGACCGUCAUCUGAGGAUUGGAUGGAAUGGGUGGAUAGCGAUGAAGAAGAAGCGGACAAUGUUGGCCAUGACCCUAACAAUAUCCGAUUGACGACAGCCAGUGCAUAAAAUGUUGUCCCAUAUCUUGACAGACUUUGAUCAGUGUAAUUUUUUCAUCCUUGUGUCUCAGCGAAACCUGUAACAUUUCUAA
Molecule: messenger RNA, 1339 nt
Organism: Umbelopsis ramanniana AG
Lineage: Eukaryota; Fungi; Mucoromycota; Umbelopsidomycetes; Umbelopsidales; Umbelopsidaceae
Exons: 6
Coding region: 106-1257 (383 amino acids)
Biological process (GO): vesicle-mediated transport; mitotic spindle elongation
Cellular component (GO): Golgi membrane
Source: RefSeq, a predicted model, not a curated record